GUUUAUCAUAAUUCCACCCAAUAUGCCGAAGUAGAUGUGGAGAAAAUCAGCAGAACGAACUCCUAUAAAGAUGACUCCACAUGCAUUGAUGAUAAGCUUGCAAAACUGUGGCCGAUAACUCAUUUCCCAAUAUACUCGCUAUUCUUAGUGGAUAUUCGGCCAGUACGGCAAAAAAAAAUGUGUGCGAUACUGAUGAUGAAGGCUGCUUUGACAAAAUGCCAAUGAUAUGGAAGUAUUUUAAGAAUGCCAGUUACUUGACAGGAUAUGCGGAGGACUCGAGUGACUUGAAUCAUUUUAGCUACAUGAAGCCCGGCUUCUCCAAGAAGCCGAUGGACUACUACUUUCGCCCGUUGCUUAAGGCACUGGAGUCCGAAAUGGAUGAGUACCGAUUGCCGGAAUAUGACUUAAUGCGAUACUGUCUGGGACGCAGGAUUGCGAAUCGUUAUAUCUACGACUAUGCCCUGCAGUUCACUCAGCGUUUUGUCCACGAUCGACCCAUAUGGGGAAUGUUCUGGUCAAAUCACUUCAGUCACGAUGAUCCAUUUCUGCCGUCGGCCAUGCAGGAAAAGAUUCUGGGAGAUCUGCUCGAUAUGCAUGAGGAUGGGGCUUUCAAGGAAAUGAUAAUGAUAUUUUUCGCCGACCAUGGUGUAAGAUGGGGCAAGUUGACUUAUCUAAAGGAAGGCUAUCUUGAAGAGCGGUUGCCCAUGAUGUUUAUAUAUCUGCCCCCCUGGUUCCGUGAGACAUAUCCAUCUUAUGUGAGGGCACUGGAGCUAAAUCAGCACAGGCUUAGUUCCAACUUCGACCUCCACAAUACACUCAAACAUAUCAUAGAGAUUGGAGGUACCCCAGAUGGUCAAAAGCUACCCAAGUCCUUCGACUGCCCCACCUGCCAGUCGCUAUUCUAUCCCCUGCCGGAGAGUCGUACCUGUUCGGAGGCGGGCAUUGAGGAGCACUGGUGCACCUGCGAACCCUACAGGACUAUCACGGGACUGAGUUGGACCACUCCAAUUGCCCACAGUGUGAUCGAUCGAAUGAACGAGUAUUUCGUUCAAAAGAACCUAACAAGCCUUUGCAGCAAUCUGACCUUAAACUAUAUCGAUACGGCUGAAUUGAAAACGGGUCUGAGCAUCGAUUGGCACCAAGAAUUGAAGAAAAUGGAAACUGCAGUUUAUCGUAUUAAGUUCAUAGUGAAUCAGAAUAAUGCUGAAUUCCAAGCCACAGUGGUCUACCAUAAUUCCACCAAAUAUGCCGAAGUAGAUGUGGAGAAAAUCAGCAGAACGAACUCCUAUAAAGAUGACUCCACAUGCAUUGAUGAUAAGCUUGCAAAACUGUAUUGUAUUUGUUUCAGUGAUCUCAAAAAAGUCUCUUAA
Molecule: messenger RNA, 1370 nt
Organism: Drosophila santomea
Lineage: Eukaryota; Metazoa; Arthropoda; Insecta; Diptera; Drosophilidae
Exons: 2
Coding region: 216-1370 (384 amino acids)
Source: RefSeq, a predicted model, not a curated record